Messenger RNA from Plenodomus lingam JN3, 279 nucleotides. RefSeq lists its product as uncharacterized. The record is from RefSeq and is a predicted model, not a curated record. Lineage: Eukaryota; Fungi; Ascomycota; Dothideomycetes; Pleosporales; Leptosphaeriaceae.
AUGAACCAAGGUCCACCCCUGCGUUACGACCCUCAAAGACUUCGCUCGACCACGAUCCUACCAUCUCUAACCGCGAAUCUUUGUAUCGAAAACGCUACAUUGUUGUACAGCAAACCACGACGAGAGAAUGCAGACCCCCGGAUCAGCGCAACAAUGCGAUUCCGAAAACGCAAGGCCAUUCCCGAUGACCAGAUCUGCCAGCGGACAGAACCGAACGAAAUGUGGAGAAUCAUGAGGCGAUCUCUGCCCAACCGCCCGGUCACACGUCGCAAGCAAUGA